Rhincodon typus (whale shark) is the source of this 4484-nucleotide messenger RNA. RefSeq names its product ring finger protein 215 (gene rnf215). The record is from RefSeq and is a predicted model, not a curated record. Lineage: Eukaryota; Metazoa; Chordata; Chondrichthyes; Orectolobiformes; Rhincodontidae. The coding region runs from base 10 to 1173 and encodes 387 amino acids. The transcript is spliced from 10 exons. Gene Ontology annotation, biological process: negative regulation of canonical Wnt signaling pathway; ubiquitin-dependent protein catabolic process; Wnt receptor catabolic process. Gene Ontology annotation, molecular function: frizzled binding; ubiquitin protein ligase activity.
UCCUCGCUGAUGGACAGGAGCAGUGGGGAGGACGGUCUGAAGAUGGUGGCAUUACCGGCUUGUUGGCAGCGUCUUGGUUUUUACUCCCUCUUGGCCGGCUAUUUCUUCCGCUGGUGCGCGGUGGCAGCCGAGAAGGUGGCCUCGGUGGAUGUAUUUCUUAUGGAUUCUCGAACGGGUUGGUCCGCAGAGUUCGGCUUCAAGUCGGGCAGCAGUUACCGGCUGCAGGGCACCGUGUUGGCGCUUGGCAGCGGGUCUGACAGCCCCAGCCAAGGUAACCAGGGGCUGUGCGCCUUUCCAAAACAUAACCAGGACAGCUUAGAAGGAAGCUUAAUAUUAGUUAAAGAUGAACAGUUCGACAUCCGGCCAGAUACUGGAGAGAAAUGGAUUGGUGUUGUGCCUGUUGAUGAAGACCAUGUUGAAGGAAAAGGGAACAACAAGCAGGAAUCAUUUGCUGCAGCUGUUGUUAGUAAGAUGAAAAGAGCACUUGUUCUGGGAGCGUCUGCCCUUUUGAUUCUGGUUUUAAAUCAGAAUGCCUUCACUGAGAUGGACAUUUCCCAAGUGCUUUCUAAACCAGUUGUCAUAAUGCAGAGCUCUGAAAAUGUAACCAAGCUUCUCGGAGCCCUAUUAAGUGGUCUUCGUGCAUCUGCCAAAAUAACUUUUAAAAGCAUAAUUCAAGACAAUCUGGGAGUAACAUUAACACUGUGGUCAACCUGUGGACGCUCACGAGGUGGUCUGUAUGGAGAAUGGCAAGGGGUGAUUUGUACAGGAGAGAACAGCUCACAAGUUCAGAAAUAUCUGCAGCAGUUGUGGAACACCAUCCUAUUAGUGGGUUUAAUCUUGUGUACUGGAGUCAUUGUGCAGGCUCAGUGGCAAUAUAGACACUAUGAACCAAGUACUGAAGAGAUGGAGAUGAGUUUGAAGCAACAAAUCCUGAAGCAAUUAUCAGCACUGAAGACUCGAAAGUAUUAUCCAAAUAAAAGAUGGAAAAUGCAGUUGCAAGAACUUGAGAGCUGUGCUGUGUGUUUGGAAGAGUUCCAUAAAAAUCAGUGUCUACGAGUGCUACCAUGUCUACACGAGUUUCACAGGGAUUGUGUUGAUCCCUGGCUCCUACUUCAACAGACGUGCCCCCUGUGUAAACGGCAUGUCCUAGGUGAUCCAUGUGAGAACAGCUGAAGUUAUUCUUUCUCAUGAACAGAAAACGGGAGACUUCUGCAGCUUGAUUUUAUGUACACCUUGAGACUUUUUAUAUUGCACUUUAUUCGUUACAUUCUGAACGACCAGUUCAAUUUGUGGUAAUCAAGUGAACAUUGAUUUUAACAACCCUGAUGAGAGAAAUCCUGUUAUUGUGUUGGAAUGUUUGAUCUAUUGACUCCCACAAAUAAGUUGUGAAGCAUACUACAUAUAGAUGCAACAUUCAUUUGUUUCUGGAAUACUCAUGUAUAAUGAGAUAAUUAGAUGGACUAUUCAAGUUGAUGAUUAAACCAUUGAAGGUUAACCAUAUUCUUUAUGUAGAUGCUGAAGUAACAGUGCUUUACCCCCUUUUAUUUAUUGAUUAUAUUUAUUCUCCUGAAAUGUUACAUAUAUCUAUUGUGAAAAUGCUGAUAGUUAUUUAGUCUUCAUUUACACUUCCAACAUAUAAGUCAGAGGAGAGGUGCAAAGUCUUUUGUUCUUCACAGUUGAACUCCACUUGGGUGUUAAAACCUUUUCAAGGUUUUGGCAACUUAUGCUGUGCUUUGAGCCAGUUCAUGGUUUAGCUGUUGUGUAUUCCAAACAGUUGAGUCUAAAUUAACCAAUUUCUUAUCUCUAAGUGUAUAUUGCCAUUUGGAUUCUUAUGAAAAUAGCCACAGAUUAUGGAAAAACUUAUAAAUCUUAGCAACCUUGGAAACAUUUACCACCUAAUCAGAAAAACCAUUUUAUCUCUGAUCUUCCUCACUCACACUUGUAUGGCACUUAUAAGCAUCUGAUAAUGUUCCAUCAAUGAGUUUCUACAUUACUCUUAGGAGAGGUGGCUGCAUCACUGUUGGCAAACACAAGCAAUAGUCUCACUGUAGUUUUUUCAGCAAUUAAUGAUGUGAUUUUUGAGGUUUUGAAGCAAUCUGAAUUUCCUUAAAUGUUUCCCAGGAAGGUUUAAAAUUUCAUUAUUUAGUGCAUAUGCUUUGUCUAGAAGAAGUUAAUGAUCCAAUUAUCAAUGUCUGCAUUUUGCAUUAUAAAAUGUCCUUCCAUUGUGAAGAGAGGCUUUGAACAAGGUGACUAUAAUAACAAAACAUUAGAACCUUUUUUUCUUAUUCCAUGAAAAAUACUUGAAUUUAGAAAUCGCCCAAUGCCUUGGAGUGCUAUCUCCCAGUGUGUUGCAAAUUGUUGUUCCUGCCUUUCAUUUCCUUAAUUCUAUCAGUACGCAUCUUUCGACUCUCCAUGUUUUCAAUAUUUUGAACAGCUAAUGUAUAUCAGACCACUAAGAGUACUGUGCAUUUUGGGUAGCUCUAAACAAACAGUCUUGCACAGAAGACCAGAGAAAAUUAUCUAGAAUAAUUCAUAAACUUCACACUCUAGAGUAGAGUGAUUUAAAUUGUUUACAUGAUUUUUAAUGAAACAGAGAGCCUUGAAAGAUUAUGGUUCAAGUAUUUAAAAUGAUUUUGCUAUCCACAAAAGAGCAGUAAAAGUCUAACAAAAGCAUUAAUCAUUUGAAGUUCUCUUGAAAAUUCUAUAAAAUUAAAAGGAUAAGGAUAAAUGCAAAUGAUUAGUGCUAACACUUAAGGUGAAGCUAGUUACUCUCAUGCUAUUUGAUUAUCCUUUUCUUGAAAACAUUUUAUUUCUUCCUUUUAAAAAAAACUGAUCCUGUUUACUUUUAGAUUAAGUCAUAAUGUCUACAGUCAACAGAAUUUGACUUUCUAACUUUCCGCGUGUAAGUAAAUUUAGUUGCUGGGAUAGUCUGGGGUCUUAGCCUGUGGUUCUAUUAUGCAAAUCAGCAGUCUCAACAUUUCAUGAUUUAUCCUUUUAAAGCAUUUCAUACUUUAAUAAACCUUUUGGAUUUUCAUUGAGCUUUGUUUUAAUUAAAAAUCUAUUUUUUUUUACCUUUCUUCAUAGCUGUUUUAUUUGUUUCUGGUAUUGUUCUAGAGUAUUUGCUGCAGCCUUUUCACGUUGCUGAUAUUCCUUCAAUAAGCGAUGCCAAAGCUACAUGUUAUUCCCAAGUUUAAUCCAAAAUUAGGUUUUUCUCCUUGCAUUUACAUUCAUUGGCAUUAUAUAUAAAAACUAGCAGUUGCAGUUCCACUUUUAAUAACCUAUGUAUGUGCAUCUAUACCCUUGAUGAUUGUAUAAACCUGUAUAAGGUCACCGCUCCUAUGCUCCAGUGAGAAAAAUCCAAGCCCAUCCAACCUCUCCUUAUGACUCAAACCCUCCAUCCUUGGCAACAUCCUGGUAAAUCUCUUCUGAACCCUCUCAAUAUAGUCAAUCUGAAAAUGACCAGGUAUUCAAUGUACGUGGAAAUACUAGUAUUUUCUAUAUGGAUUAGUGACUAAACCUUCUGGUGGAUCAGUGAUACACAACCUAUUUUUGAGUGGUUGCCUGGAAUGUAUUGUAUUAAAUAAUUAAGAAUAAGUUCAUUUCCCUGAAAAAUAAAGCCCAGUUAAUUAGGUCCAGAGAACAGAGUGCAACAUUGGUUCUAGGCUUCUAGGUUUGUCAGCUAGGUUCUUCCUUCCUGUUGGGGCACGAGCAUGAAAAAUUAUCAGGAGUCAAGUAGGAGUAAUACUCGACCUUAUUUUCAGACUACCCCUCCAGUCAUCAUUAAUGAAUAAGGCUGACUGGAUUAUCAGUAAUAGUGCCUAGUUUGGUUCAUUAUUUAGUCUUUUCUGGUCUUACUGAGCUUGUUAUUAUGGACCUAACUCAGCCUCAAAGAUAUCUCAAUUAUCCCUUCUGACAUCCAGGUAAAAUAACUAGUCACUAGAUAACUAAGAAAAUGCAUUAUGUAUUAGUGUAUUAUAUAUUUAUUUAUUAGAAUCUCUUCCAAUAUAAAUGCCACAACUUGAAUUUUUAAAUGGUUAUUUUAUUCUUUAUUCUGGUUAACCACAACAUUGUAUAUAAUUUAAUUUAUUUUGCAAUACAUUAUGAUUAAUUAUGUUUCUUAUGUAAACUUUAGACAAGGGCUUUAAGUGAAUCAAGAAAUAGACACCAUUUUCCUUGCUACCAUUUCCUUCAAUAGUGAGUUUAUAAAAUGUGACUGGCAUAAUAGAGUUAUUUUGUAAAUUUAACUAUUGAAGAAAAUGUUUUUGAAAUAUAAAACUUCAUUUUGAAAAGUACAAAUGCCACGUUAUAACUUUGGAGAGGGGGGAAAAUAUGCUGGAACAAAGAGGGAUUUUUGUGGUUAACUAUUGCAAAAUCUUUCUGAAACAUAAGUUAAUGUAGUUGAAUGGAAUUCAUAGUGUUUAAUUGUGAUAUUUUAUUUGUAGCACAUAUUUCAGUAGUCAUAAAUAAAAGCCUGUGCCUGAUUA